Triticum aestivum (bread wheat) is the source of this 1483-nucleotide messenger RNA. Its product is annotated as tubulin alpha-2 chain. Gene Ontology annotation, molecular function: structural constituent of cytoskeleton; GTP binding. The record is from RefSeq and is a predicted model, not a curated record. Lineage: Eukaryota; Viridiplantae; Streptophyta; Magnoliopsida; Poales; Poaceae. Gene Ontology annotation, cellular component: microtubule. Gene Ontology annotation, biological process: microtubule-based process.
AUGAGGGAGAUCAUAAGCAUCCACAUCGGGCAGGCGGGCAUCCAGGUGGGGAAUUCCUGCUGGGAGCUCUACUGCCUCGAGCAUGGCAUCCAGCCCGACGGCCUCAUGCCCAGUGAUACCUCGGUUGGGGUUGCAAAGGAUGCAUUCAACACAUUCUUCAGCGAAACGGGUUCAGGGAAGCAUGUUCCGAGGGCCCUGUUCGUCGAUCUGGAGCCCACGGUCAUCGACGAGGUGAGGACGGGGGCAUACCGCCAGCUCUUCCAUCCUGAGCAGCUCAUCUCCCACAAUGAAGAUGCUGCUAACAACUUUGCCCGCGGACACUACACAGUUGGAAGAGAAGUGGUGGACCUUUGCCUUGACCGGAUCAGAAAAUUGGCGGACAACUGCACUGGCCUCCAAGGUUUCUUGGUUUUCAAUGCUGUCGGUGGCGGAACUGGCUCAGGACUUGGUUCAUUGCUUCUGGAGCGCCUAUCGGUCGACUAUGGCAGGAAAUCCAAGCUCGGUUUCACCAUCUAUCCUUCACCACAGAUUUCGACGGCCGUUGUGGAGCCAUACAACAGCGUGCUCUCGACCCACUCGCUGAUCGAGCACACCGACGUGGUGGUGCUCCUGGACAACGAGGCCAUCUACGACAUCUGCAAGAGGUCCCUGGACAUCGAGCGCCCGACCUACACCAACCUGAACCGGCUGAUAUCCCAGGUGAUAUCGUCCCUGACCACGUCGCUGCGGUUCGACGGCGCCAUCAACGUGGACAUAACCGAGUUCCAGACCAACCUGGUGCCGUACCCGAGGAUCCACUUCAUGCUCUCCUCCUACGCGCCCAUCAUCUCCGCGGAGAAGGCCUUCCACGAGCAGCACUCCGUCCCCGAGAUCACCAACUCCGUGUUCGAGCCGUCCAGCGUCAUGGCCAAGUGCGACCCCCGCCACGGCAAGUACAUGGCCUGCUGCCUCAUGUACCGCGGCGACGUCGUCCCCAAGGACGUCAACUCCGCCGUCCACUCCAUCAAGACCAAGAGGACCGUGCAGUUCGUCGACUGGUGUCCGACUGGGUUCAAGUGCGGGAUAAACUACCAGCCGCCGACGGUGGUUCCGGGAGGGGACCUGGCCAAGGUGCGGCGAGCGGUGUGCAUGAUCAGCAACAACACGGCCGUGGCCGAGGUCUUCUCGCGCAUCGACCGCAAGUUCGACCUCAUGUACGCCAAGCGCGCGUUCGUGCACUGGUACGUCGGGGAAGGGAUGGAGGAGGGGGAGUUCUCGGAGGCCAGGGAGGAUCUGGCCGCGCUGGAGAAAGACUACGAGGAGGUCGGAGCCGAGGGUGAAGACGACGACGACGAAGGCGAUGAGUACUGAGUUGAGUACUGAGUAGUGAUACAUCAUAAUAAUGAACGGAGAGUUUUUGUACUGCGAGAAAUUGCAGGGUAUGACUUCAUUUGUUUUAUUGUGAAAGCAAAGCAUCUAGUCCAUACGAUGCAGAUUUUAUUAA